Bufo gargarizans (Asiatic toad) is the source of this 2580-nucleotide messenger RNA. RefSeq names its product eosinophil peroxidase-like. Gene Ontology annotation, molecular function: peroxidase activity; heme binding. The coding region runs from base 45 to 2225 and encodes 726 amino acids. The record is from RefSeq and is a predicted model, not a curated record. NCBI's taxonomy places the organism in Eukaryota, Metazoa, Chordata, Amphibia, Anura, Bufonidae. Gene Ontology annotation, biological process: response to oxidative stress. The transcript is spliced from 14 exons.
UUACUGUCAGGGACUUGCAUCCAAAAGAGAGAAGGAGCAAGAAGAUGCCUUCCAUUAAGACACUUUGUUGUCUCCUGGUUCUUGGAUCGCUGCAGAUCGUUACACCUUCUUUUUAUGAUGGAGUGGAGGAGCUGGAUAAUAAUCUUAUUCUCAGCUCAGUCCAGAAGGCAAAGAAGCUGGUAGACACUGCAUACAAGCGCACCCGUGAUAUCCUUAAAGAGCGUCUUAAGAAAGGAACUUUGACUCCGUCUGAUGUCAUGUCAUACUUCAAGCAGCCUGUGGCAACAAGCCGCAAUCACAUCCGUGCCGCUGAUUACAUAGAGGCCACCUUUGAACUUCUGAAUGAGAAAGUUAAAAGCAUCUACAGUCGACCCUUCAACAUCUCAGACCUGCUGACAGCCAACCAGAUAGACAUGUUGCAUAAGGUUUCUGGAUAUUCUUUCCUACAUCUUCCAAAAGAUUGUCCAGAAAGCCGUUACCGUACCUUCACAGGGGAGUGCAACAACAGGAGAUUCCCAGACUUUGGAGUUUCCAAUCGUCCUUACACACGCUUGCUGCCAGCUCAGUAUGAAGAUGGGAGAGGGCUCCCGAAAGGCUGGACAGAAAAUCAAAGGAUCAAUGGCUUUCCUUUACCUCUGGCCAGGGCUGUGUCAAAUCAGAUUAUCCGGUUCCCAGAGAGAGAACAGACCCUGGACAAUCAACGGUCUCUUAUGUUCAUGCAGUGGGGACAGUGGAUUGAUCAUGACCUUGACCUGGCACCAGAAACACCAUCAAGAUCAACCUUUUUAAGAGGCAUUGACUGUGAUCACAGCUGUGCCCGGGAGCUACCAUGCUUCCCCUUGCGGAUUCCCCCAAAUGACCCUCGUAUAGCUAACCGCAGUGACUGCAUCCCACUUUUCCGCUCAAGUCCCGCUUUUCGGCGAUCUUCUCCAAUACGUGAACAGAUGAAUAUCCUCACAUCAUACGUUGAUGGCAGUCAAGUAUAUGGCAGCACAAAUGAGUUGGCCAACAGACUACGUGACAGAACCAAUCAACUGGGCCUCAUGGCUAUUAAUAAUAGGUUUAAUGAUAAUGGUCGUGCCUACCUACCUUUUAGUACAAAUGGAAUUGAAGAAGAUUUCUGUCUGCAGACUAACAGGACAUCUGGUCUCCCAUGCUUCUUAGCUGGUGAUGGUCGUGUCAGUGAGCAGCCUGGUUUAACUGCCUUUCACACACUCUUUGUGCGAGAACACAACCGUAUAGCUACAGUGUUACGUAGGCUGAAUCCUACCUGGAACGGAGAAAGACUUUUCCAAGAGAGCAGGAAAAUAAUUGGCGCCAUUACACAGAAAAUAAACUACAAGGAUUGGCUUCCCCUGCUGUUGGGUUCAUCAAUGUCUCGGAUGGUUCCUCCAUACUGUGGUUACAUCGAAACAGUGGACCCAGGGGCAUCUAAUGUGUUCAGCUUGGUCUUCCGAAUGGGUCACACAAUGAUCCAGCCAUUUAUUUAUCGAUUGGUGGAUAAAUACCAGACCUCACGAAACUUGCCUCCAAUCCCUUUGCACCUUACCUUCUUCAACACAUGGAGAGUUGUAAGAGAAGGAGGUAUUGAUCCUCUUUUUCGAGGCCUCAUGGCAAAUCGGGCAAAACUGAACAGGCAGAACCAGAUUUUGGUUGAUGAACUCAGAGAACAUCUGUUCGAGCUGUUCAAACGUAUUGGCCUUGACUUGGGAGCUCUCAACAUGCAGCGUGGCCGGGACCAUGGAUUACCAGGGUACAAUGCAUGGAGAAGAUUUUGUGGACUUUCUCAGCCCAGGAAUGUGACUGAACUAGCACAGGUGUUGAGAAACAAGCAACUGGCUGAAAAAUUCAUUUCUCUUUAUGGUACCCCGCAAAAUAUUGACAUCUGGGUGGGAGCUGUUGCCGAACCUCUGCUACCAAAUGCGAGAGUUGGUGAACUGCUAGCUUGUUUAAUCGGGAACCAGUUCCGCAGAACCCGUGAUGGAGACAGAUUUUACUAUGAGAGACAUACCGAGUUUACAGCAGCUCAAAGGGCAGCUAUAGAAAAAGUGAAAAUGUCUCGAAUCAUCUGCGACAACACAGCAAUCACCGAAGUUCCUCAAAAUGUGUUUGUAGCAAACUCCUACCCAAGAGAUUUUGUAAAUUGCUCCAAGAUUAGCGCUUUUGAUUUGAGCCCUUGGAGGAGAAGGACGAGCGGAUCAGAAGUUGAAGAUCCUGAAGAAUAAAGGAGUCACAGAUGUAAUAUGAUGGCCUGUCAUGUUCCUCCAAGCUAUGCCAUGCCUUAUAUACAACUGAAUGUCUUCCUGACAUAGGCUAAGUGCUAAAAUGAAUCGCCAAGACGCUUUAAGAACGGAAGAGUGUACUUUGCUGUGCGUGUAAAGUGGGAGAUGUUACAGAGUCUGGAAUCAGGACUGGUUGUAACUUCCUAAUAUCCUGUGCCACAUUUGUCUGGGGGCAGAGACUUGUUAUGACUGAGAAUUUACAGUGCUUUUAAUUACAGUUCAUUCAUAUUACUAUUAAUCCAGGCAUAUUGACACUUGUAUUAUAAAAUUUUAAUAAAUUAAAUUUCAAUUCAUAAAA